AUGAGGUGUCCAACAAAACGCAUGCUUUUAAGUGUGGUUAUGUCUGUUUUUGAUCCACUUGGUUUCCUGAGCUACUACAUGAUAACGGCAAAGUUACUGAUGCGUGAAGUUUGGAGACACAAUAUACGAUGGGAUGAUGCAUUGCCCGGAGAAUUAAACGAGAUGUGGAAUAAUUGGCGCCAAGAGCUACAAAAUGUCAUCCAUGUUAAAGUGCCUCGAUUUUAUUUUAGAAAUGGUGUUCCUUCUCGCCUGGAACUACAUGUUUUUGUCGACGCUAGUGAAGAUGCAUUUGGUGCCGUGUCAUACUGGAGGUCUAUAAAUGCUGAUAAUAAAAUUGAAGUGACUUUUGUAGCUGCAAAAACUAGAUGUGCUCCUCUGAAAGCAAUGAGUAUUCCUCGGCUCGAACUUCAGGCUGCUGUAUUGGGUACUCGUUUGAUGGGUACAAUUUUGAAGGAACAUUCCAUUAAGGUAUCAAGAAUCGUUUGCUGGAGUGAUUCAACCACCGUAGUUAGUUGGAUUGGAUCUGAAAGCCGAAGAUAUAAACCUUUUGUUGCCCAUAGAAUUACUGAGAUUCUUGAUUCUACUAGCCCAACAGAUUGGAGAUGGCUGCCAACAAAUCUUAAUGUUGCCGAUGAAACUACAAGAAUGAAAAGCCAGGUUAAUUUUUCAGAUGAUUGCCGCUGGUUUACGGGACCUAAAUUUCUAUACGAAUAUGAAGAUGAAUGGCCAAAAACGCAAGAAAUACCUACUUGUAGCCUAGACACUGAAGAACUUCGUCCCAAAUUUGCAUUGCUGGUAAAUACCCCUGUUGUUUUUGAAUUCGAUAGAUUUUCAUCAUAUUUGAAAUUAAAACGUACGAUUGCCUGGGUGUUACGUUUUAUAAAUCGUUGCCAAAAGAAGAUUGGUCCUGAAGAAGGAAAUGGUUUAACUACUGCAGAGUUAAAAAGUGCUGACAUUUGUCUUUGCCGUCAAGCCCAACGAGAACAUUUUAGCCCUGAAAUUGAAAUGAUUAAAAAUGAAGGUACUUUGCUCAAAAGUAGUGAGUUGUAUGCCCUGACUCCAUAUAUGGAUGAAAAUUCAUUACUUCGAGUUUAUGGUCGUGUGGAUGCAGCUAGUUGGUUACCAUUGGAUAUAAGGCGUCCGAUUAUAUUACCGUCGUUUCAUCCUGUCACCGAGUUGUUUGUGUCCCAUGUACACGAAAAAAUGAAACAUCAAAAUUUUGAAGCUACAGUUUGUGAAAUUCGAAGAUCAUUUUGGAUUCCCCGCCUUAGAAAAAUUUUACGUAAGCGUGUUUCUAAUUGUUUUAUUUGCAGAUUUCGUCGUUCAUUGCCGGUGCCACCACUUAUGGGUUCUUUGCCAAAAGACAGAUUGACGCCAUAUAUUCGUCCAUUUUCCUACACUCGUUUGGACUAUUUUGGUCCACUCAUUGUAACCAUUGGUCGUCGCCAUGAAAAACGCUGGGUGGCCUUAUUUACUUGCCUGACCAUAAGAGCCAUUCAUUUGGAAGUCGCUUUUGAUUUGUCAACCGAUGCGUGUAUUCUUGCCAUACGCAAUUUUAUAAAUCGACGUGGCCUGCCUACAAGACUGAGGAGCGAUAAUGGUACAAAUUUUGUUGGUGCUGAUAAAGUUGCCAAGAGGUUCAGUGAAGUAUUUGAUGUGGCUCAAAUUCAAGAUGAACUUACAUCUAAAGGUAUAGAUUGGCAGUUUAAUUGUCCACAUAAUCCUGCAGAAGGUGGUAUAUGGGAACGGAUGGUCCAAUGUGUAAAGCGUGUGUUGCAGUCAACUUUGAAAGAAUCCGCCCCUCGUGAACACACACUGCAAAGUUUCCUGAUUGAAGCGGAAAAUAUUGUGAAUUCCCGUCCGUUGACACACUUGCCGUUGAGCCACGAAGAUGAAGAACCACUAACGCCUAAUCAUUUUUUGUGGGGUUGCCCUAAUACAACACAAACUCCUGCCGGAGCAAAAGACGAACAGCCUGUUGUACUAAAAAAGCAGUGGCGCAUUUCCCGUCAGCUACGUGAUCACUUCUGGAACAGGUGGAUAAAGGAAUAUUUGCCCACGUUGACUAGACGCUCCAAAUGGUGUCAACGUACGAAGCCUAUUGCUAUUGGUGAUUUGGUUCUAAUUUGCGAUCCAGCCGUGUCCCGUAGAGAUUGGAAACGAGGCAGAGUGGAAGAGGUGUUUAAAGGUAGAGAUGGUGUUAUUCGUCGUGCUGAUGUACGUACUAGUACAGGAAUACUAAAGCGACCUGUUUCCAAACUUGCUGUCCUUGAUUUGGAGUAG
Messenger RNA from Calliphora vicina (urban bluebottle blowfly), 2283 nucleotides. RefSeq lists its product as uncharacterized. The transcript has a single exon. Gene Ontology annotation, biological process: DNA integration. Lineage: Eukaryota; Metazoa; Arthropoda; Insecta; Diptera; Calliphoridae. The record is from RefSeq and is a predicted model, not a curated record. The coding region runs from base 1 to 2283 and encodes 760 amino acids. Gene Ontology annotation, molecular function: nucleic acid binding.